Messenger RNA from Ipomoea nil (Japanese morning glory), 1470 nucleotides. RefSeq lists its product as uncharacterized. The coding region runs from base 1 to 1470 and encodes 489 amino acids. The transcript is spliced from 4 exons. NCBI's taxonomy places the organism in Eukaryota, Viridiplantae, Streptophyta, Magnoliopsida, Solanales, Convolvulaceae. The record is from RefSeq and is a predicted model, not a curated record.
AUGGUAUCAGAGCUACGCCAUAGCUACGCAGCAGUAGUGACGAUGAACAACGGAACCGGUGAAGGAAGUGCAUCCGGACAGACAUCAUCGCCUCCUGCAAAUCAAGUUCCGAUCGGAAACAAUCCGAUUCAGAGAAGUGACGAAUUUGAUGAUCCAUUCUAUUUACACAUCACCGACAAUCCGAAUCUGGUUCUCGUUUUUCCUCCCUUGUCUGAACAUAAUUACGCAUCAUGGAGCCGUUCAAUGAAGAUAACUUUGGAAGUUAAAAAUAAGUUUGGCUUUGCUAAUGGAUCUAUUCCGAAUCCAGGAGAAGCAGAUCCGAGAUUUUCAGUGUGGAAGAGAUGCAACACUAUCGUAUGUUCAUGGAUUUUGAAGUCUCUCAAUUCCAGUAUUGCAGAAACUGUUCUAUAUUAUGAAAUAGCAGCAGACAUUUGGAAAGCUCUUAAGAAAAGAUAUUCGCAGGCAGAUCCUCACAGAAUUGCUGAAUUGCAGAAUCAAAUCUAUAGGAACUUGCAAGGUAACUUGACUGUGAACGAAUAUUUUACUAAAUGCAGUGCAUUAUGGGAAAAAAUGAAUGCUAUGAGACCUCUGUUGGUGUGUGAGUGUGCUCCUAGAUGCACCUGCAAUUUGUUAAGUAAAAUGCAGAAGGAGAGAGCAGAUGAUCAAGUUAUUAGGUUCCUAGAUGGUCUUAAUGAUGAAUUUGAAUCUAUAAAGUCAGGUGUAUUGGUGAUGGAUCCAAUUCCAGAUAUGGAAAAGAAUGGACAGAACCAGGUUUCAGAAGAAGAAAGCCUUGUGGCAGUCUCAGCCUCUAAUUUCAAGAAGAAAUUCAAUAAUAGUGGGGGGAAGAAUGUGCCUAAGUGCACUUAUUGUAACAUGACUGGUCAUACUGUUGAGAAAUGUUACAAAAAACAUGGAUAUCCUCCUGGAUGGAUCCCAGGAUACAAGGCUAAGAGCAGGCAGAAUCAGGAUGCAUAUCAAUCUUCAAAUUCUGCUGUGAAUCAAGUUGGUGAUAUAGGUAUAUCAUCUGAUCAAUUUCAGAGGUUAAUGAACCUCAUACAGAACCAAGGUCAAGGAAGCCAAUCUUCAACCAAUGCAGUUGUGACAGUGAAUACCUCAGGAAUGAAAGCUGCUUUCAAAAACACCUCUGAGAGCCCUAAUGAAGGUAGUUUUGUCUCUAACUUGCUUAUUAAUGCUGCUAUGUUUUCUACUAUUUGGAUUUUGGACUCAGGGGCAACAGAUCACAUCACCUGUUCCCCAGAGUACUUUGAGAGUUGCAGGAUGGUUGUGAAAUUGCCCAAUGGAGAAGCAGUCAGUGUAAGCCAUAUAGGAGAAAUCAGACUGGACCACAACAUCUUAUUGAGGAAUGACUUUCAUGGAACAACACUUGGUUUUGCUAAGGAGAAAAAUGGAUUAUAUCUGAUAAGCAAACCUCCAGUCAGGAGACAGAUUAGGGUAUUACCCUAUAAAUAA